Molecule: messenger RNA, 2136 nt
Organism: Ichthyophthirius multifiliis
Lineage: Eukaryota; Ciliophora; Oligohymenophorea; Hymenostomatida
Product: ubiquitin carboxyl-terminal hydrolase family protein, putative
Exons: 3
Biological process (GO): protein deubiquitination; regulation of proteasomal protein catabolic process; proteasome-mediated ubiquitin-dependent protein catabolic process
Molecular function (GO): cysteine-type deubiquitinase activity; proteasome binding
Source: RefSeq, a predicted model, not a curated record
AUGUUGGAUAAUAAACAGAGAUGGAAAAAACUUGUUGGAUUACAAAAAAACCGGAAACUUUAAUGUUUUAAAUUCAAAGAGUUGUUUAUAAUAAAGAAAAAGGAUUUCCUGAAAAAUUAAAUACGCCAUUUUAUUUUGAAAAGGAGAUUUAUAUUGAUAGAUUUUUAUUAGAAAAUAGAGAUUAUAUUUUAGAAAAUAAACCUAAAUUAAAAGCUUUAAAAUAAUAAGUAAAUUUUUUUAUUAAAUUAAAAAAAAAAACUAUACAAAUAAAAAAAGAGAGAUAUUUUAUAAUAAGAACUUUCUAGAAUAAAAAAUUUUUAAAAUUUGAAUUUAUCUAUUACGGAUAUUAUUUAAAAUACAGUUAAAAUUAUUACUGAAAAUUAAUAAGAAUUAUAAUAAGUAUCAAUAAAGUAGGAGAAAUUUUCACCUAAAAAAGAAAUUAAAUUAGAAGCAUAAAAUGAUAAAAUAUAUAAAAAUCUUCAGAAAAAUAAAUAUUUUUUACACGCAAUUUUAAUUCACAAAGGAUAUGCAGAUUCUGGUCAUUAUUAUGCUUAUAUAUACGUUCGUGAUAGGAAAAAAUGGUUUUCAUUUAAUGAUACAUAAGUAGCAGAAGAAACUGAAGAAACAGUAAUGCAAUAAGCAAUAGGCUACUAAAUGACUAGUGCUUAUUGUUUAAUUUAUAUAUAGGAUAAUACGGAAAGCCUUUUUGAAUAUACAUUUGAAUUAAUGGAAAAAGACAAUUAAGAAAGUAUAUAAACUGUAGAUUUGCUUACAAGUGAUAAUUAAAAAUACACAAUAAAAUAAUUUGUAUAAGAAUAGUUGAAAAAAGAAAUAUAUAUAGAAAACGAAAAAUAAUAUUAAGAAUUAGAAUAAUAUGAAAUAAGUUUUUUAGCGGAUAAAAUAUCCGAUAAUUAUUCUAAAAGAUUUGUUUUUUUGAAUGAAUAUGUAAGAAAAAAAUACGAAAAAUAAAAAAGAUAAGGAACAUUGCCUCCUUUAGGAAAUUUCGCAAUUUAUUUGAGAUUUUAAAGUAAUAGUAUUGAGGAACUCCUAAAAUACCAUUUAUUGGAUGUUUCUAUUAAGGAAUAAUCUAAAAAUAAAUUUUCUUUGGAUACUAUAUAAAUGACUAAUUAUAAAAGAUUAAUACAGAAAUUAAAAAGUAAUUUCGAAAUUAUGGGUGAAUUCAAGGCUCCAAAUAAAAUAAUUUUAAGUAAAAAAGAUAUUGAGAAAUUAGAUAUGGAAUAUAAUUUAUAUUUAAAUAAGGUAUAAAGUUGUUUUGCAUUAUUACAUGUUUUCUAACUAAUUUUAAAUGAAGAGAAUUAUAUUGAAUCUUUAGAUUAUUUGCAUUAUAUAUAAGAAUAUAAUACUAAUUCAAAUGAUUAUUUAUAUAGAAUGAGCAGGGACAUGCUUAAAGUUAUUUUACUUAAAUUAGGAUGCUAACUUUUCGAAUUUAAAUAAUAAACUAAUGAAGUUGUUAUUAAAUCUAUUAAAUCCAUUAUACUUUUUUCGGCGAAAUUAUAAAUGGAUGAUAUUAGUAUUUUAUAAAUAUAAAAUAUUCUUUUUGAUUUUAUGAAACAUAUCGGGAAUAUUAAACUGUAAAAAAAUUAGGAAAGAAUUAAUAAUGCAAUUUCAUAAAUAACAAAUUAUUAAGUUAUGUAAGAGUAAAUGAAAAAUCAUCUAAAAUUAAAUCAAUUAAAAAUAGAUUCAAUUGAUGAACAUCUUAUGAAAUAAUCUAUUUAAAAAGAAAGAUAUUUAUGGUAAAUCGAUAAUUAAUUUGAUUAAUCAUUAGAAGAUGAUAUAAAUUAAACAUUUAUUGGAAUAUGUUAAAUUCUAGGAGUAUAUAAAAAAUAUAUUUUAUCAUACAUUUACUUUUUUUUUUUUAAAAAAAAAAAAGAAAUAUAUAAAAUUUCAUUAAUAAGUUCUUAAAACAAAAAGUAUAGUAGAAAUGCAGGAAAGAAUUAAUUUAUAAUAUUAGAUAUUAUGAAAAUAAAUAUAUAAAAAAAAUAUAUAAAUUAAUAUUAAUUAUUUAAUUAUAUAUAUAUAUAUAUAUAUAUAUAUAUAUAUAUAUUUAUAUAUAUAUAUAUAUAUAUAUAAAUAGAAAUAAUAAUAAUAAUAAUAAUAAUAAUAAUAAUAAUUUGA